AUGCAAAAGACAUCCGCUGUGGUCAAUGCGAAGGAUCUCACGCCAUCAUUAGUAAGUGACUCAGUCUUAUCUGUCGAUCUCAUCAUUUACGAGGGACUUCUCGCCAUCGUCGGCGUUGACUCACCUUGGAAGGCACGCACCGACGAGUUCCUCACGGUCGCACUCUUGAUUGGAUUGUCAAAACAGCAGCAGAUGAUUUGA
Molecule: messenger RNA, 201 nt
Organism: Penicillium subrubescens
Lineage: Eukaryota; Fungi; Ascomycota; Eurotiomycetes; Eurotiales; Aspergillaceae
Exons: 1
Coding region: 1-201 (66 amino acids)
Source: RefSeq, a predicted model, not a curated record